GCAAGAAAAACAAAAGCUAACAAAAGUUUCGCGCUGCGUUGUUCUAUUUUGUAUAAAUUACGUGUUUUUUUAUUUUUUUGUUCAGUGAGUGAAUGAGUGUAAGUGAUAGUGUGAUAAGGUGUACAAAUGGAGCAAGAUAACGUUGCUGGUGUUGCUGCUGCUGACGAAUUGCCAGCGGCGUCUCAAAUUGUGGAGGCACAGCCAAAUGCCGGCUACGAUUAUGAGGCGCAAUUCGCGGGCAAACAGCUGUGUGAGUUUUGCUCCACACAAGAGUGCACCUGUGGCUGCCCCCAGCUCGAGGCACAGCCGCUGUUGAACAACACCCAAUUGCUUAACUUCGAGGUGCGUAGCCGCAACAUCGACUGGCGACGAUAUGUCCGUCCCCUCGACACUCAGGUGCGUGGCUCGAGUGUCUAUCUGGACGCGCACAUGGAUCUGCUGAGCGGACAUCGGCGCAAGGUGAACGCGGAGAAUCAACGCGAACUUCUUGUCUGUCACGACAUGAUGGGCAACUAUCUGGCCGAUCGUCACUAUCACAGCUCGCAAAAGUACGACGAUUAUCGUUUUGUGCACUGGUCGGCUGUCGAUUAUUUCUGCUACUUCAGUCACAACUACGUCACGAUUCCGCCCAGCGGUUGGCUCAAUGCCGCCCAUCGUCACGGUGUCCCAGUGCUGGGAACCUACAUAGUGGAAGGAUCCGCGGGCAACCAGCUGCUGGAGGAACUCCUGGCCAGCCAUGAGAGUGUGUACCGCGCUGUUGCGGCCCUCACGCGGCUAUGUCUGCACUUUUGCUUCGAGGGCUGGCUCAUCAAUGUGGAGCACACAGUGCGCGAGAGCUAUAUGCCCAAACUAUACCUGUUUGUGGACGAGCUGCGUCGCGCGACCGAAGCCCAGGUGCCGCAUGGUCGGGUCUUCUGGUACGACAGCAUCAUUGAGAGCGGCAACCUGCGUUGGCAGAACGAGCUGAAUGCACGGAACGUGCAAUUCUUUCGCCACAGCAAACGCAUGCUGAUCAACUACACGUGGAACGAUACAAAUCUCACCACAAGCGAGUUGACAGUCGUCGGAGAGGCGAAGCCUAAGCAACGUGUCUUCAUGGGCCUCGAUGUGUUUGGACGCAAUCAGUUGGCCGGAUUUCAGAGUGCACAGACGCUGGCACGGGUUGCCAGUCGUGGCUUCUCCGCCGGGAUCUUUGCCCCCGCCUGGUGCUACGAGACGUUGCAACAAUUCGGCUACGACAUACGCAACGAGGCCGGCGACGCUGACUUCAAUGCGGCCUUCUUGCAACGCAACGAGAAAUGGUGGUCGAGCAUUUGGCAAUUGCUUGCAACGCAUCCGUAUCGCCGUCUGCCCUUCUACACCGAUUUUGGCGUUGGCUCCGGAUGUGGCGACUAUGUGCGUGGCACGCGUCAUCUGCGGAGCAAGGCCUACUUCAAUUUGGCGCGUCAAUCGCUGCAGCCGUCGGUGCCGUUGCAUCGCAAUGCGGAGCACAGUUUUGAUACCGCUUUCGUAGGCGGCUCCGCUUUGCGUGUCCUCAACUUUGAGCGCGCCUUUCGACUGUUUCUCACCGACUUUGAGCUGCCGCUGGGCGUGCUACUCUUGGGCUAUGCCUACAAGUUGACCUCAGAGCCGGAGCAUCAGCAGCUGGACAUUGUGUUGCGCUUGUGUCCGUUGCGUGGCCAAGGGCAGCAGCAAAGCUUGUAUCUGUUCUGCGGCGAUUAUGCGGAACACAUCAUCACGCCGGGUCGCUGCUAUUUGCAACCUAUCAACGGCGUCAUUCCGGGGCAUCUGCUGCCCCAACAGCUGCCAGCGGAGCAUGGAUUGCUCGGCGAGGGUUGGCGUGUGCGCUACUAUGUGGCACGCUUCGAUGGACCGGUGCGAGUUCUGGACAUUGGCCUCAAGUGUCGACGGGAGACGAAGAUGGAAACGGAAACGGAAACGGAAACAGAAACAGAAACCCAGUCGGAGGCGUAUUUGGGCGCCAUCUUUAUACAGAGUCUGCAGCUGAGCGAUUGGACUGCGGUGCACCAAACAACUGCGGCAAACAAGGCGCUUAUUUCCGCCUACCAUGGAGCGCUCUUCACGGAGUCAGCCUCGGAAUAAUAAAUGUCACUUUCAAACACAAACACGCAACUUAAAUGCAUGCUCUUUCUCUCUCUCUCGGUCUCUGUCUCUGCUGAGCGCUUUGUCUUCGGCGACCUGUGCAAUUUGUUUUUUUUUGGAGCGCCGCUUUAUACCGCACACUCUGAUCAAAAGUAGUAAAGGGUAUUUUAAUUUGUUAUUAAAAGGGAAACCUUCAACUCUGUAUUUAACAAUAUUGUUCAAUCGGCGGUGGCGCUUACCUGUUUUCACAGGACAGCCAAGUAAUAUAUUCUACUGAGGCAAACUUAAUAUAAAAAAUAACGUAAUUUUCUUGGAUUCUUAAAUCAUCUUUAGUUUAGUCAACUUUUUGCCAAAUGUUGGUGUAGUAUUUUAUAUAAUUUCAUAUUUUUUCUUUAUCUUUCAACAACUUUAAGGUAUCGAAAUUGAGUUUGUUCCCCAAACGAAUUAAGAAACGGCAGCGUCUAUCCCACAAUGUAUGCUCUUCUUAUAUGCUUUUGAUUUCGACUUGUUCGUCGUCGAAAUAAAUAUUUCGAUUUCACAAAUUGUAAUAAUAAUAUGCUUAAGGAUUUUACGUUCUACGUUUAUUUCAUUUAGUAUUUGAUAGAAAUCAGUUUGUCCGUUGAAAUGAACUCGUUAUUUGUGAGAAUUAUUUGAGCUUUUCUUAUCCGUCUAUCCGUUACAAUAAACUUGUCAAUCUCAAGAACUAUAAAAUCUAGUAUCAGCAAAUUUGUUAACAAUAUUCUUUAGAGUUCAAGGCUUUUACUUAACUUUCAGUCAGACCUACUAACGCUGAUAUAAGUAGCUUAUUUUUAAAUAAUCUUGUCCGUCUGUCAGUUUAAAUAAACACUUCAAUCUCA
Drosophila albomicans is the source of this 2960-nucleotide messenger RNA. RefSeq names its product cytosolic endo-beta-N-acetylglucosaminidase (gene ENGase). Bases 127 to 2103 code for a protein of 658 amino acids. The record is from RefSeq and is a predicted model, not a curated record. The transcript is spliced from 4 exons. Gene Ontology annotation, biological process: protein deglycosylation. Gene Ontology annotation, molecular function: mannosyl-glycoprotein endo-beta-N-acetylglucosaminidase activity. Gene Ontology annotation, cellular component: cytoplasm. Lineage: Eukaryota; Metazoa; Arthropoda; Insecta; Diptera; Drosophilidae.